GGAGGACAGAUGCAGUUAUUAAUUUUAAGUGUGUGUCAAUUUGAGUGAAGGAAAAUAACCUGGACGCGUGGCCGGAGGUGUUGCUCCCCACCCGCGCCUGAGCCCAGCGCCCUGAGGUCAAGGCCGAGGCGUGGAGGACUGCGGGGCGAACCACAUCUCAGCCCAGCCCUCAAUUCUCCAUUUUCCAGGCGCCCCAGCAAGGGGUGAUGCUCCCCAGUCCCCUUGCUCCCCAGCCUGGCAUCAUGCAUCGGACCACACGGAUCAAAAUCACAGAGCUGAACCCUCACCUCAUGUGUGCCCUCUGCGGGGGAUACUUCAUCGAUGCCACCACCAUCGUGGAGUGCUUGCAUUCCUUCUGUAAAACCUGCAUCGUACGCUACCUGGAGACCAACAAAUACUGCCCCAUGUGUGAUGUCCAGGUCCACAAAACCCGACCACUGCUGAGCAUCAGAUCCGACAAAACCCUCCAAGACAUCGUCUACAAAUUGGUCCCGGGGCUUUUUAAAGAUGAGAUGAAACGGCGCCGGGAUUUCUAUGCAGCGUAUCCCCUGACAGAGGGCCACCCCCUCGGAGCUGCUCUUUCCGCAGUCCCCAACGGCUCCAACGAGGAUCGCGGCGAGGUCCUGGAGCAGGAGAAGGGGGCCCUGAGCGACGACGAGAUUGUCAGCCUCUCCAUUGAGUUCUACGAGGGUGUCAGGGACCGGGAGGAGAAGAAGGGCCCCUUGGAGAAUGGGGAUGGGGACAAAGAGAAGCAGACAGGGGUGCGCUUCCUGCGAUGCCCAGCAGCCAUGACGGUUAUGCAUCUCGCCAAGUUUCUCCGCAACAAGAUGGAUGUGCCCAGCAAAUACAAGGUGGAAGUUCUGUAUGAGGAUGAGCCGCUGAAGGAGUACUACACGCUCAUGGAUAUCGCCUACAUCUACCCCUGGCGGCGGAAUGGCCCCCUACCCCUCAAGUACCGUGUCCAGCCAGCCUGCAAGCGGCUCACCCUGCCCACCGCACCCACACCCUCCGAGGGCACCAACACCAGCGGGGCGUCCGAGUGUGAGUCAGUCAGCGACAAGGCUCCCAGCCCUGCCACUCUGCCGGCCACCUCCUCCUCCCUACCCAGCCCUGCCACCCCCUCCCAUGGCUCUCCUAGCUCCCACGGGCCCCCGGCCACCCACCCUACCUCCCCAGCUCCCCCUUCGACAGCUGGUGGAGCCACCACACCUGCCAACGGGGGUACCUCGAACUGCCUGCAGACAGCGUCCUCCACCAGCAGGGGGCGCAAGAUGACUGUCAACGGAGCUCCUGUGCCCCCUUUAACUUGAGGAAAGGGACCCUCUCCCCCUUCCGGCCACGCCUCUCCCUCCCUCUACUUUCUCUGGACCCUUUCUCCCACCUCUUCUACUUUCCCUAGCUCCUCCCAUCUUAGGGGUGGAGGGUGGGUUUUAUAAAUAAAUCUAUAUAUAUAUGUACAUAGGAAAAACCAAAUAUACAUACUUAUUUUCUAUGGACCAACCAGAUUAAUUUAAAUGCCACAGGAGACAAACCGUGUGUGUGUGUGUGUGUGUGUGUGUGUGUGUGUGUGUGUGUGUGUGUGUGUAUGUGUGGGGGGUGAGGUGCUCAUUUUUAGGAGGUAUUGUGUAAUCUCUUCUCUUUUCGAGGGUGCCUGGAGGUGGACUGGAGGGGCUACCUGAGGAUCUGUAAAAGUCUGCCCUGUCCUCACUGUCUUCCAAGACAGUUAGGGUCUUGGGGCCCCACCAGCCCCCAAAGCUCCAGGCACAACUCGAACUGGAUGUGUAUCGGGGUCCACCCCAUUUCUCUACCCAUCUUGGCUACUGUCCUGCCCCUGACCAGUGUGUCCCCCUCCCCCCCAUUGUUGAAUGUCCAGAGAAUCCCUGAGACAGUGCCUUUUACAAAUGCAUUUUAUCCCCUGGUUCUGGGGAGUGAGUGGGCUGUGGAGAUAGCAUCUCCCUCACCUCCCCCUCUUGCAGUGGAAACUUUGUGCAAAGAAUAGAUAGUUCUGCCUUUUUCUCCCCCCUGUGUGUGUGGUAUUUGCAUCAUUUAUCUUGUGGAAGAGAAAAUUCAGGCCACGGGAGGCCUCAGCCCUUGAAAUUCCACUGUGGCUUUAGCUUUGUGAACAGCUUCCCCUCCUCCGGGCCCUUACCCUCACCCAGAAACCCUCACCAGCAAGGCUGGGGGGUGAGGUCUCACUUGGGGGCCUGGAGUGGUGUGGGGCAGGGUUAACCUCGGAGAAGCACAGACCCCAUAUUUUUCCAAAGGCAAACCGCCCUCCAGCCCCUCCAGCUCCCCACCCCCAGCUGAGGCAGAGUCAGGACAGAGUGACAGAGGCGUCUAAAAGCACAAGAAGACAGAAACCUGUAAGCUCUAACCCCAACUCCAUCCCCUGAGGAAUUAACAGAACAGAGCCCCUCAGGGACAGACCCCAGCUGUUCCCCGCCCACCUAUUUUUCCCCGAAUGUACAUAGAUUGGGUGGAGACAAGAGGGAAGAUUCUGGACUCUAAUCGCCACCGGGGUAUGUGGGGUUAGGAGUCCCCUGGGUGUGUCUGUUUGUACCUUGUCCUGUGUCUAAGGUCCUGUGCCUGUGUCCUCCUGCCCUGGGACGUUUGUAUUUCUUGGCUUUGUAAUAAAUGCUGCAUAUUCUCCCGA
Molecule: messenger RNA, 2653 nt
Organism: Choloepus didactylus (southern two-toed sloth)
Lineage: Eukaryota; Metazoa; Chordata; Mammalia; Pilosa; Megalonychidae
Gene: PCGF2
Product: polycomb group ring finger 2
Exons: 10
Coding region: 207-1310 (367 amino acids)
Biological process (GO): negative regulation of transcription by RNA polymerase II
Cellular component (GO): PRC1 complex
Molecular function (GO): promoter-specific chromatin binding
Source: RefSeq, a predicted model, not a curated record